AUGCAGUCGAUAAAGUGCUCGAUUAUUGGCGAUUCAGGAAUUGGUAAAACUUCUCUUCUCAUAGCGUACACGGCAAAAGCCAUUCCUGGAGAGCGUUACACACCAACGAUUUUCGAUCACUACUCUGCAAAUGUAAUGUUCAAUGAACGUUCUGUGAGCCUUGGAAUUUGGGAGACAAUUGGACGAACUAAAACCACCAAUCCGUUCGAGGAGGAGGAGGAAUUCGAGCCAUUUUGUUCCCUAAAUAAUGACGUGGUUCUCAUCUGCUUUUCGGUGGUCGACCCAUCUUCAUUUGAAAAUGUCCGAACCAAAUGGUCGCCAGAAGUCUCUCAACAUUGCCCAGAUGCACCGGUUAUCCUUGUCGGUCUCAAGUCUGAUCUCAGAAACGAUGAUAAAACGCUAAAAGAUUUGAUGGAUCGUCGCUUGUCACCCAUUUCGGAACGACAAGGAGAGUUAAUGGCUAAAGAAAUCAACGCUGUAAAAUAUAUAGAAUGCUCUUCACAGGCUCGAAACGGAAUAAAACAGGUUUUCGAUGAAGUCAUUCGGUCAGCUAAUCGCUCCAAUAGCUUACCAAAGAAACCGGGAAAAGUCUUAACGCAUCAUUGUUGUCCGAUG
Mesorhabditis belari is the source of this 615-nucleotide messenger RNA. The record is from the annotation of a GenBank genome assembly. NCBI's taxonomy places the organism in Eukaryota, Metazoa, Nematoda, Chromadorea, Rhabditida, Rhabditidae.